This is a messenger RNA of Cherax quadricarinatus, 2322 nucleotides long. The record is from RefSeq and is a predicted model, not a curated record. NCBI's taxonomy places the organism in Eukaryota, Metazoa, Arthropoda, Malacostraca, Decapoda, Parastacidae.
CCUGCUAGCAUCCAGAAAGGCAAGAUCUGCCUUGCCAUGUCAAAUGAGGACCAUUUGUGGUAUAGGGCUAAAAUUUUAGAAGCUCUAGAUGAUUAUGUUUUGGUGCAUUACAUUGAUUAUGGAAAUUCUGAAGAGAUAUCUACUGAACAAAUACGGGAAAUACCUGCAAGUCUUCUUGGAGAAGCAUUGAGCUAUAGAUGCAUACUGAGGGCACAAGCUGUGACAGAGGCAAGCUCAUUGUCACCUUUGCUUGAAACCUACAUAAACAAGGUACUGAGUGUGGCAUUUUGUGAUACUGAAGACAUGAAUACUUUAACAUUGAAAUGUGAUGACCAGAAUAUUUUUAAAGACUUGGAUGUUCUUGAGUUGAUUUCAAACCCUACUAAAGCAUUUAAUGGAGAGAGCUUGGAAAUUUGCCAAGAGCCAGUGCAUGGGUGUCAGGUUUGCAGCGAACAGGAUUGUAGUGAAGAUGGCUACAAAGAUCCCCAAUAUUUAGUGUCCAGCAGAGAAGCAUCUAUGUUAAAGAGGACACAGGCACCAAGAGAAAAAUCCUCAAAUUGCAAAGGAAAUGAGUUGGGUAAAUGUUCACUAAAGCAGACAGUUUUGUGUGACAAAGCAUCAUUCACUGGUGAGGAUACUCAGUUUCACGAAGUGAAGAGCAAACAAAAGUGUCUUAAUAUUGAAAAUGAGCAAACAUACAAUAUGCAUAAUUCUCAUGAAGAAUUAUGUAAUAUAAACAUAGAACCUAAUGAAAGAGACAAAAAUAGAGGAGCACUAUGUAGGCAAAUACAGACCGAGGGGGGAGAGCCUUUAUCUGAGGGUUCUUCUGAGGUGCCUGAUUACUCUCCCAUUUUCAUGGUAGUAAACAAACAAAGGGAGAGGAAUUUAGCAAAUGAAACAACAUUAAGUAACAUAAAAGUUGCUCCUGCUUCAUUUAACUCCAAGGAAAAUUUGUGUGUGAAAGAAAAAAUAAACAAAGUUGUUUAUGGAAAUUAUUCUGAUUUUAUGUUGAGGCCAAGUGAGUUAAAAAUAGAGGCAUUUACAUCAUACAAGAGACAUACAGUUAAAUCACAUUUACAUGCAAUAGAAGAGGUUGAAGAAAGCGAAACAAUAGAUAUGUCAGAACUUAAAGUAAGGCCAUAUCGCUCAUUGUUAGUUCAUGUAGAAGAAAUUCCCUUUUGCUUAUGGAUUCAGAAGGAAGAGGACAUAGACUUAGCAGAGUUUGUUAGGAGUAGUUUAGAGGAGCUUGGUGAAGAGAUGGAGUUAUUGGAUUCCCCUCAAGUAGGUGAAUUGUGUGUUGCAUUCCUCCAUGAAAGCUGUCAGCGUGCUCAAGUGAUAGCACUAACAUCACAUGAGGCUACAGUGCACUACAUGGACCAUGGAAAAUAUGGAAGAGUACCAUUGAAGAAAUUGUAUAAGCUUCAGCAAGAAUUUUUAGACAUACCACCAUUGGUGUCUCAGGUUUACCUUCCAGUGAAAGUAAUUCCUGGAAAAGAAUCUGGUGCUGUACUUGCUGUUGCAGAAGCAGCUCUUCAUAGUGUGUGUGUGUGCUUUGACCUUGACCAAUUAACAUAUAUAAGAGAUGAAAUGUACACAUUGGUUUCGACUCCUUGGAGUGGCAGUUUAGGGGAUCUGUUGGUGAGGAAUGAACUAGCAUGGCCAGUAAACUGGGAAAGUAAGUUAGGGUUACAUAUGGCUUCAUCAGUAACAAAAUUGAUACAAGAGUAUAUAAAUGAAUUAUGUGAUGAUUCAGAGAGAAGGGAUUAUUGUGUUACUCCAUUAUAGAACUUUGUGAAACAAAUAAACUUAUAAAGGAAUUUAAGUGAAACCAUUAUCUGAAGGUUAUUUUUUUUAAAGAUAAAAUUUUUUACAGUUGAGGAAUGUUACAAUUUCACUUAGUUCCUAUAAUAGAUGACUUAACCAUAUUUUGUUCAAUAUAUAAAAACAAAACCUUUAGAGUAAACAAAAUUAAUAGUAUUAGGUUUUAAGGAUAAAUACAUGAUGUAUGUAAAAUUACUUGGUAGAAGAUAAAAUUUACAAUGCUUUGACUUGACAAGUUUUGUUAAGCAGUGAAAAAUUUAUCUCCUAAAUUUAUUUUCACUAUCAAACACUGUUUUAUUUACAUCCAUCAUUGCACUUGGUGCUAUGAAACAUAACAUAUUUAAGCAAAUGGAAAGACAAUUUAUUAUGGUUAAUUUUAUUUCAACUAAGUUAUGGUUUGGAUUUUUGGAUUGCUUACUUAAGUAGAAAGAAAUGGCUUUGACUUUCAGCAUACAUGAUGAACUUAGAAUGGUUAACUAAGAGUUCUUCCUUAAUAAAUUU